Molecule: messenger RNA, 3359 nt
Organism: Epinephelus lanceolatus (giant grouper)
Lineage: Eukaryota; Metazoa; Chordata; Actinopteri; Perciformes; Serranidae
Gene: mpp2b
Product: MAGUK p55 scaffold protein 2b
Molecular function (GO): protein binding
Source: RefSeq, a predicted model, not a curated record
CAGCGGACAGCCUUCAACUUCACACCGGGGUACCACAGCAUAAAACGCAUUUGUCGUCACCAAAGCUUCCCGGACCUCCUUUGGGAGACAGGAGCUGAGCCAACACAGCAGCCAAUUGGCUUUUAAUCAAUGGAGCUAUUUGUAAGAGCCCGCGAGCCGUUCUAGGUAAGGUCUUGUUAAAGAUAGCAGUUUGUGUGGGCUGCCGUUGGCUCCGGUGUUGUGAAAGUGACUGCAUAGAUUAAACAAGACCUGCCGUGCUUCAGCAGCCGAGAGCGGACCGGUGGAGAUAUCUCAGACCGAAGAGGCAUCCGGAUAAAGGUGACCGGGCAGUUGACCUAACAAGUUUUGCCGAGGAUACUGGGAGGAACCAAUUCUUAAAAUGCCCGUGGCAACAUCCAGCUCUGACUCUGCCAUGCAUCAAGCCCUGGACACACUGAGUGACAGCACAAGCUCCACGACUGCCAAUGACCUGGACCUCAUCUUCCUUAAAGGCAUCAUGGAGAGCCCAGUGGCACAUGAGCAGUUUGAGGAACCCAAGCUCGAGGCCGUGAGGGAGAACAACGUGGAGCUGGUCCAGGACAUCCUCAAGGAGCUCAACCCGCUCACAAACAGGAGCCAGGCAGCCGACGAGUUAGUCCGCAUCCUGAAGGAGCCUCACUUCCAGUCCCUCCUGGAGACCCAUGAUUCUGUGGCAUCCAAAAACUAUGAGACACCUCCCCCCAGCCCCUGCUCUUUCAUGGACGCAGCCCUCAACAACCAGCCCGUUCCCCCAGACGCAGUCAGGAUGGUGGGCAUCCGUAAAGUGUCUGGCGAGCACCUGGGAGUGACAUUUCGAGUGGAAAGCGGCGAGCUGGUGAUUGCCAGGAUCCUUCACGGCGGCAUGAUUGACCAGCAAGGUCUGCUCCAUGUGGGUGACAUCAUUAAGGAGGUGAACGGCAAGGAGGUGGGCAACGACCCCAAAGUGCUCCAGGAGAUGUUGAAGGAGGCGAGUGGCAGUGUGGUGCUGAAGAUCCUGCCCAGCUACCAGGAGCCACACACACCAAGACAGGCCUUUGUCAAGUGUCACUUUGACUAUGACCCAUCCCACGAUAAUCUGAUUCCCUGUAAGGAAGCAGGGCUGAGCUUCAACAGUGGAGACAUUCUGCAGAUUUUCAACCAGGAGGACCUCAAUUGGUGGCAGGCCUGUCACAUAGAAGGAGGCAGUGCAGGUCUAAUUCCAAGCCAGCUGCUCGAGGAGAAGAGGAAAGCAUUUGUGAAGAGAGAUCUGGAGCUUGCUACCACAGGUCCUUUAUGUGCUGGGAUGGGCGGUAAGAAGAAGAAAAAGAUGAUGUAUUUAACCACCAAGAAUGCAGAAUUUGAUCGUCACGAGCUGCGCAUAUAUGAAGAGGUUGCCAAGGUCCCUCCCUUCAGGAGGAAGACACUGGUUCUGAUUGGUGCACAGGGGGUAGGCCGUCGCAGUCUGAAAAACAAGCUGCUGGUGUCGGAUCCCCAGCGGUAUGGCACCACCAUCCCCUUCACCUCCAGAAAACCAAAGGUGGACGAGAGGGAUGGCCAGAUGUACUCCUUCAUGACCCGCAGUGAAAUGGAGUGUGACAUCAAAAACGGUCGUUUCUUGGAGCACGGCGAGUAUGAUGGGAAUCUGUAUGGCACUAAGAUCAACUCUAUACACGAGGUGAUCGAAACAGGCAAGAUCUGCAUCCUGGACGUCAACCCACAGGCUCUUAAAGUCCUGCGGACGUCAGAGUUCCUGCCCUAUGUUGUGUUCAUCGAAGCCCCGGAUUUUGAGGUUCUCAAAGCUAUGAAUAGGUCAGCGAUUGAAUCAGGAGUGGUCACAAAACAGUUAACGGACUCUGAAUUAAAGAGGACGGUGGACGAGAGCGAGCGCAUUAAGCGGGCCUACGGACAUUACUUUGACCUCUGCAUCGUAAACGACGGCCUGGAAGCGGCGUUCCGAAGUCUUCGGUUGGCGCUGGAGAAACUAUCGACGGAGCAGCAGUGGGUGCCCGUCAGCUGGGUCUUCUGAAAGUCGCCAAGAGCUCACCAGCAAGGUGCCAGGGGCCACAUGUCGGAGGUCAGAGGACGGUGUGGUAGCUCCAGAAGGGGCUGUCUCCAUGCAGUCACCGGUGGUGGAGGUGUGUGGUGAAGGGCCGAGCGUCAUGAUUCAGUGCAAAUGACCAGCCUCAUGUAGAGCGUUUUUGUACAAACUUAGUGUUCCUCUGUUGAGCCUAAUGUCAAGUUGUACUUUAUUUGUUAGAACCGGAAUCAUUUUAUUGAUAUUUGUUGAGAAGGAUUUAGAGUUGACAAUGAGCUUUAGUGCAAUAGUGUGAGUGAGUAUGUGUGCGCUAUCAUAAACGUGGACAUAGACUUAGAGUAAAGAAUGUGUUUUGCAGAUAGCAGUGCUCUAUUGAAGGUUUUCGUUGAAGGAUAUUAAACUUUUUAGCCUUUCCUACUUUAUGUAGUGUAAUGUUUACAUUGGAUUGGUAGGACAGAUUGGUGAGGGGAAGAUACCAAAUGUCAUAUUUGUGAUAAAAAAAAAAUCUCUAUAUUUUACCAUUUGAUCAUACAGUAUGAUUGUAUGUGUUCAGAAAUGUGCUUUAUAUUGUACGUCUCCACUCAUUUGAAAAACGAACAGCAAUAGAUAAUUUUAAACAAAAACAUAAAUACGUGCAAUACAUCUACUCACAUACAAAUAAACACACAGACACUACAAAUAUACAUUUUGUGUUAAUCUUGCCGUCUCGAUUUAUUUUGUUUCCUUUUUAAAUGUUAAUUAUGUACAUUUGUUGUCCUAUGCUGGCAAAGCGUCUGAUUUGUUGGACAGUGAGAGGACCAGCGAACGAAUCACAGUUUCCGACUAGUACCUGCUUGAUUCUGUUGGAGUUGUAAUUGUAGCACUGAGAACAACAAAAAAACUGAAGAAAAAACUAAAGAAGUAGCCUACAGUAUGCACUGAUUGUAUAAUGAAGGCAAACAUAUUAUUUAACAUUACAGGUUGGACAAUUAAUGGAGGUUGUCAUGUUUUUUUCUUUGUUAUUUUUAAUGUACAGAUCAGUAAAAUAUUUAUCAGUGGCUUCAAAUUCAUACUUACUUUUGCCUUAACAUGAUUCAAAAGCCAAGGAAACACUAUCACUGUACACGUUUCUUCUUAGAAAAUAGAGAAAAAUAAUACUGGCAACUCAUUUAAUAUUUAUUUUAUUUUCCCUCAAACUUGUAAGUACUGUAUUGUAAUAAAGAGUAUAUAGUAUAACAUAGAGAAACACUUGGUGCUUUGAUGAUUCUGCUGGUGUGUAGAUGCAGUUGGACAACUACACUGUAGUUUUGAUGUUCAUAUAAAAAUGUAUUAAAAUUGCAAAUGUCGA